ACUCGGCCCCGAGCGCACGUUCCUCCGCCCGCUUCGCAAUGGUUGGUCUUCCUCGGCGAUGUCUCCUCGUGGGCUUCUUGCUGGCCGCCGUCUACCCACAGCAACUUGAUUCAUGCAGAGAAAACCAAUACUCAGUAAAUGGACAUUGCUGUGAUAUGUGUCCGCCAGGAAAGAAACUGGUCGAGGACUGCACGGUCACAUCCCCCACAGUAUGCCGCCCUUGUGGUCGAGGCGAAUUCCUGGCGAUCGAGAACAGCGAGAAAUACUGUCAUCCGCACAGAUACUGCGACUUGAACCUAGGACUCCAGGUCCAGACGGAGGGCACUUUGUCAACAGACACGACUUGCAUAUGUCAGGAAGGCCACCACUGUGUCAAUGACAACUGCGAUGGCUGCACCCCGCACAGCUCCUGCCCUCCUGGCUCUGGGGUCAAGCAGAUCGCUACAAAUUUUUCUGAUACCAUCUGCGAACCCUGCCCAGUCGGUUUCUUCUCCAAUGUGUCAUCUGCUUCUGAAAAAUGCCACCCUUGGACAAGCUGUGAGAUCAAAGGCCUGGUGGAGCGGCAAGCAGGGACUAACAAGACUGACACCGUCUGCGAUUUCCAGGAUCGGAUGAGAACCCUAUUGGUGGUCCCCAUCAUCAUGGUGAUCAUGCUGAGUGUCCUGUUGAUGUACGCCUGCAUCAAAAAGGUGGCUGAGGAGGCAGACACAAAGCCCCCCUGUCCUAAGGACAAAAGGCAAGACCCCGAGGAGUCAAUAUAUCUGGAAGACGCCGUCGGCCCCCUCCCCAAUCCGGUGCAGGAGACCUUACUCGGGUGCCAGCCGGUCACGCAGGAGGAUGGCAAAGAGAGCCGCAUCUCGGUGCAGGAGAGGCUGUGAGGCUGUGAGUGCUCAGGAGCGUGGCAGCCUGGACAAAUGGGCACAUGGCUGGGGAGCCUGGAGCUGCUGCUGCGACAUGAGGGCGAGGGGCUGGCGACAGGCACAGCUCCCCUCUGCCUGCACCGCUGUGGCUCAGAAAUACUCACCUUGGGGGGAACCUCCCACUGCAGCCUGGAGCCUAUUCAAUCUCCCAACUUGCUUUUAAAGAUGGAGGCAAAACUUUUUUUAGUUGGGGGGAGCAAAUAAGAUCAUCAAACUCUCCAACCCAGCAGUUCAGUGCCCACGAUGGUUUCUGUGAGCCCAAGGGACAUCUACAUGAAUAUCAUCGCAGCGCUGUUUGUGGCAGUGAACAAAUGGAAGCUACUUAGCUGUCCAUCA
This is a messenger RNA of Pteronotus mesoamericanus, 1256 nucleotides long. It is a transcript of the gene CD40, whose product is annotated as CD40 molecule. Lineage: Eukaryota; Metazoa; Chordata; Mammalia; Chiroptera; Mormoopidae. Gene Ontology annotation, cellular component: external side of plasma membrane; CD40 receptor complex. Bases 39 to 878 code for a protein of 279 amino acids. Gene Ontology annotation, biological process: positive regulation of blood vessel endothelial cell migration; positive regulation of interleukin-12 production; immune response-regulating cell surface receptor signaling pathway. The transcript has 9 exons. Gene Ontology annotation, molecular function: protein binding; signaling receptor activity; antigen binding. The record is from RefSeq and is a predicted model, not a curated record.